AUGUCUUCUCUCCAACCAAUAACCCUUCAUGGUCAUCCCGGACCCAACCCGUGGAAGAUAGCUCUCCUCCUAGACGAGCUCAACGUACCCUAUACGACCAAGAUCUACACCACCCCCGAGCUGAAGCAGCCGGCCUUCCUUGCGCUGAACCGCAAUGGCAUGACGCCCGUCAUUGAGGAUCCCAACAAAAGUCUCCUACUCGCCGAGUCCGGUGCCAUCAUGGACUAUAUCCUCGACCAAUACGACCCCGAGAAACGCAUCAGCUUCACCACCCUGCCAGAGCGAUACCACAUGAAGCAAUGGCUCCAGUUCCAAACCACGACGCAAGGACCAGUCCUACAAGCGGUCUUCCACUGGGCCUUCGUCGAGCCCAACCCCGAGGCCCGCGCUAGCUAUGUCAAGAAAUCGCGUCGGGUGUUGCAGGUUCUGAACGACGGACUCGCCGAUAGGGAGUGGCUCGUCGGCGGCAAGUGCUCCGCUGCGGACUUGAGUUACGUCCCCUUCCAUUCCAGACUGGAUUUCAUCAUGAGGGAGGCAACGCCCGAUGUGGAGACGGAGUUUCCGAACGUCGAUGCUUGGUAUAAGCGCAUGCUGGGGCGGGAUGCGGUGCAGAAGAUGCUGAACGAUCGAGAUGAGGCUACGAAGGAGCUCAGUUCUCUGGGGAAGAAGUGA
Molecule: messenger RNA, 672 nt
Organism: Letharia columbiana
Lineage: Eukaryota; Fungi; Ascomycota; Lecanoromycetes; Lecanorales; Parmeliaceae
Exons: 3
Coding region: 1-672 (223 amino acids)
Source: RefSeq, a predicted model, not a curated record